AUGGUAUUCGAAGUAAUUUAUUAUUAUUUAAAGUCAGUCUCCUGGGAAAUAAUAUUGUCGUUAGUGAGUUUAAUUUGCAAUGGAAAAAUUAUUAUGAAAGAAAUGCUUUUUCGAUAUUCAUUCAUGAUUAUUUCCAUCUCGUUAUAUCACAAUAUUUGGCUGAUAGAUAAUUGUUGGCGAUUUGUAACCCACUUAAGCGGCAAGCCAUUUUUGAUCAAUCAUCAACUCUUAGCACUUGCAGUAGCUCGCCAGUUUAAUUGUCAAUCAUCAUUACAGAAGAAAUUUGUUCAAUUUGGUGGUCUACGAGGUUUACAAAAUAUGUUGUGUAGUCAUGUGCAUCGUACAAUGCUUCAAAUCUUGAAAUCGGGUUUCAAUCAUCAUGUGGAGAAAGAUUUAUUCUUAGAACAAAUUUAUGUAUGUGGAACACUACAUGGUUUCGUUGAAUUUUUCCGAUUGGAAUAUAUCAAGACCAUUAUGAGCUGGCAGUUGGAAAGUGGUUGCUUUACAUCUAAUCAUAGUGACAAAGAUGUAACAGAUCUCAGCAAUUCACAGACAGAAGUGAGCAUUCUAUUGGAAAAUCGUCCAGAAACAAAGUUACCGGAUGGUUGUUACCAACAUAUGUCUGCUUUAGCGACAAGCAAUAUUGCGGCCUACAUUAGAUGGUCAUCGUCGAAAUCUCGUCGCGAAGUAAAAACUACACCUACUCCUCACCCUGAAUCUAAGUCUUUACCUUUUAGUGUAAUGAUCGCAAUCAUUAGCGUUGGAGCAGUUAUAGCUUGUAUCUUAGUAAUUGGAAUCGGCUACUAUGCAUAUCUAAAGAGUCCAGGGCGAAGUGGUUACUUAAGGAUAAAAUUAGAAGAUGAUAAAAUGAAAUAA
Messenger RNA from Trichoplax adhaerens, 876 nucleotides. RefSeq lists its product as uncharacterized. The coding region runs from base 1 to 876 and encodes 291 amino acids. The transcript has 3 exons. The record is from RefSeq and is a predicted model, not a curated record. NCBI's taxonomy places the organism in Eukaryota, Metazoa, Placozoa, Uniplacotomia, Trichoplacea, Trichoplacidae.